Messenger RNA from Anopheles marshallii, 828 nucleotides. It is a transcript of the gene Uqcc1, whose product is annotated as ubiquinol-cytochrome-c reductase complex assembly factor 1. The record is from RefSeq and is a predicted model, not a curated record. Gene Ontology annotation, cellular component: mitochondrion. Lineage: Eukaryota; Metazoa; Arthropoda; Insecta; Diptera; Culicidae. Bases 1 to 828 code for a protein of 275 amino acids. Gene Ontology annotation, biological process: mitochondrial respiratory chain complex III assembly. The transcript is spliced from 3 exons.
AUGAUACGCGCUACUAAUAGGCUUGCAGGAUCGCUGUUCUGCGAGAUACGUGCGGGCUCUGUAGUAAACCUCUUCCUGCAUUCAGAACCCCAGGCUCAUACCGGCUUUGCUUAUCGGGAUGAAGGCGGAAACUCACAUUUCACGUGCCGGACCGUGCAAACACGUCAAAGUUCUACUGGAAAUGGUGUUUCCACGAUUUCGUCGAAAUUUCACGAUGCAGAAUCGAACGAUGGGUUUUUGAAGCGGUUCGUAAAGAAGAUGGGCUGGAUUGAUAAUUCUUCGGCAAGAUUGCGUGUGUCCAGCUGUUUGCUGUAUGAAUCCGUCGUUGACAACAUCAACUAUGCGGAGUUUUUCAAACACUUCACCAUGCCGGACACAUUUAAUACCUGGUUUUUGAUCACCGAACUUCACGUGUGGAUGUUGCUAGUUCGUUCGAUGGCGGAAGGCGCCGAAAAAGGAGCUGCGGGUCGGUUUUUGCGUAACUGUAUCGUGGAAACCAUGUGGAACGAUGUGACCACACGCGCCAAACAGCUGACCAUGGAUAAUCCUUCGGUGGUGCGUCCACAAAUACAGCAACUCUCCGAACAGUUCCAGGCUGCCCUAAUAUCGUACGACGAGGGUAUUAGUUACGACGAUAAAGCUCUAGCUGCGGCUCUAUGGCGCAGAUUUUUAGGUGGACGAUGUGAUGAUUAUGAAAAACUGGAGCUUCUGGUCGGAUAUGUACGCAAACAGGUUUCGAUGCUUGAUCAGCUAAGUCGAUACGAUUUUGCCAUAAAGCCAGCAAUCAAAUGGACUCCGCUAAUAGAAGAAAAGCGGCAAACAACGUAA